AAUGUUCUGUGACUUUGAAAUAAAGAAAGAAUUUGAAGACAAAUUGUUCUGAGAAUUUGAAGAAAAUUGAUUCGUUGGAAUUGCGUGUGUACUGAAAAGAGAAAGAAUUGAGUCAAUGUGAUUGUUAUGUCAUAAAAAAUUGAGAAUUGUGUUGAUUCGAAAGUGUCUAUUGACUUUUGUAGAUACAAACGAGCCUCGAUCGUACCAUGACUAAGUUCAACAUUAUUUAAAUUAUCCUACAUAGCCAUUGGUCAUCGACAUCAUUCAACAAGCAAAUAAAGAGCAAAAUUACCUAAAUUAUUCAGUUCCUAUUUUAAAAAAUGAUAUCAUGGAACCAAAAAACCCACUCAAAAACUUUAAAGAAAGUAAAACAAAUUUAAAUUCUAUCGCAAACAUACCCAACAACUAGUAGACGAGCAAACAAGAAGCUUUUACACCAACACGUGCUCAAACAUCGCUACCGUCGCUUCAUGAAUCUAUGUGAUGUCUUACAAAUUAAACAAAGUGUUUUAAUCAUUUAAUAAUUAUUAAAAUUGACAAGUGUAACACAGUUUGUGAAUGAACAGUGACAAUAUUGAUAGUUGUAAUAUAUUCUGAGAGAAUAUACCUCGACGUACAUGACGAGUUAAAAAUAAAUAGUUAUUUAAGUGAAUUAUUUACUUUUUGAGGCAAGCCGGCUAUAAAAAAGCCAUCACGUAAUAGUUAAGUGAUAAGUCAAUGACAUAAUGUGAAGUCGUAAAAUAUUAAUCGAAAAUGAGUCACAGGAACUUUUUUAAUUUUCGCAAAUAAAUGAUAUUGAAAUGCAAUAAAGAUUACUGAAAAUUGAAGGUGCGACUGUGCUUAAACUAACUUAAAAGCAUACAAAUAGCAACAGCAAGCCUGCAAAUGCAUUAAAACUUAUUCAGAAAAUUGAAUUUUUUUCGCACUAGUAAAUUACAACAGUUAAGAAGUGGAGCAAGCAUGGAUUAUAAUUUUGAAACAACGACGUUGGAACAGAGCUUAAUACAAGCUGCAUCUGCUGAAACAGCUACAUUAAGACUUUAUGACAUUUUUAUUCCACUUCUCGGAAUUUUCAUAAUUUUGUUAAAUUCUAUUGUUGUCAACGCUAGUGGAUUAUUAAUUGAAAAGCGUCAACAACCACGAAGUUGCUAUAUCCUCCUUGGUAACUUGGGCUUAUCGAAUCUGUUGACAGGCAUUGCAGUCUUAUUUGGACAUUAUUAUCCAAGUCGAAAUGAUACGUCUUGUGCUAUUCAGAUAGGCAUGAUUGUUUCAUCAUCACUCGUUUCCGUGUUUUCAGUUCUAUUGGUUGCAAUUGAUAGAUUUUUAUACAUAUCAAAUGGAUUGAGAUACCAGCAAUACAUGUUUCCCAAUCGGGUUCGAUUUUUGAUUGUGAUAUCAUGGAUUAUUGGUUCAAUCAUCGGUUUUCUUCCCUUAAUGGCCCCUUCACUUCGAGGAACAAUGUCUGGAGACCAAUGUUGGUUCAUCCUUCUCAACUCUGAAUUAGUAUUAGCAACAACAACAAUUGGUACAAUACCAAUUUUCAUUGUAGUCAUCCUCUACAGCAUUAUCCUAAAAAAGGCAUUAAAAAAAGUUGGUGAACUAAAGAAAGCAACAAGUUUCAUUGCCACAACUGCAAUUGAGACAGGCGACAAUAAUUUACGUAUAUUUAGAGGCAGUACAGUCGAUUUGAGACAGACAGUGGAUAGAGAUCAAGACACGACAGCACCAUUACGGAAACAUUCUAAAUCGAAAAGUUUACGAUGCUUUUGGUGCUGCUCGUCGAGUUCAAAGACAUAUGCGCCGGAAAAUAUUGCGAUGACAAUGACGCCACGGAGACAACCAAGUAGGUGGAAAGCUAUAAAAAUUGUUAUGUUUACAACCGGAAGCUUCGUCAUCACAUGGGUGCCGUAUUUUAUCGUAUCCACAAUGUAUGUAUAUUGCGAUCACGAAAACAAUCCAAGCUUCUGUAAUGGAUUAAAAUAUGCCAUCGCGAGUCCACUAGCAGUUUUAGGCUUUGCAAAUAGCCUCUUAAAUCCAAUUAUAUAUGCAUGGUGGCACAAUGGAUUUCGAACAAAUGUGACACGAAUUUAUGCACGACGAUUUGAGCGAAUCAAAUGGUGCCGGUGGUGCUUUAAUAAAUCAAAUGAUAGUGCAACGUUAUCACCAAGAACGACAAAUUUGUCAUCAACAUCGAAUUUAUCGUCAGGAACAACAAAUACGACAACAGUUGGAGCGAUAAUGGCUGAUGUAAAUGAAAUGGAAACUCAAUCGCCGGUAACGACACAAAUGCAAUCUGAAAAUGUGCAAUCGUGAAUAUGUUUCAUGAUUAUGCCAAUUGCAUCAGAAAACGAAUAAAAUUGUCUCAUUUUCAUUAUUCUUUGCCUCUAUUACAACUCAAUUUUUGGACUCAUCGUCUGGAUGUGAUGGGAUAACAACAGUGUAAUUUGCAUUCGUUUAAAAAAAUCAUGGAUGAAGCUAUACUGAAAAUUCGUGAUACUUUUUUGUGCCUUUAGAUCAUCUAUUUUUCAUGGCUAUAUUGGUUUUAAGGAUGAAAAUUAGUUUAGGUUUAGAGUUAACUUAAUUUAUUUUCAAUAUUUUAAUUAAACUGUUAAUAAAGUUUUAGGACGAA
This is a messenger RNA of Chironomus riparius, 2629 nucleotides long. NCBI's taxonomy places the organism in Eukaryota, Metazoa, Arthropoda, Insecta, Diptera, Chironomidae. The record is from the annotation of a GenBank genome assembly.